AUGGCCUCGAGCUCUACGGAUCGUCACGCCGAACCACGCACGCCCGCGGCCCAUCUCCCAUCCUCCCAAGCACCCUCAUCUUCACUGACCUCGACUUUGUCGACGCCCUAUCUCACAACCACCUCGCAGCUCGAGUACCCCUGUCCCCUCUUCCUCCUGUCCCACUACUCCCGCGGUGCCCUGUUUGGCGACGACCUCUUUAACCGCAUCGAAGCCUCCGUGCGAGGCACCCACUGGGAAGACGACAACUCCUGGGAUGGCGCCGUGACACGGGGCAACAUCUUUAUUGAGAGCGUGCACCGCGACAGCGGGCCGCACAGCUCGGAAAUCAUGCAGGCGAUCUACCAGGAGUAUUUCCCGCUGUGCUCGCUCCGGUCAAUCUUUGUGCUUUCGGUCGUCAACGCCGAUACGCUGGAGGCGAUCAGCGCGGUGAUGCGCAACGGGGUGGUCGAUCGGGUUGUGCUGCGGUUUGGAUCGACGGGGUAUCAGAGGAUGCUGGGGACGGUGCUGGGGCGCAUGGUUGCGUGCUUUGUGCUGGGGGCUUACCGGCCUCGCUCGAGGCGGAUUUCCGUCAUCGAGAUCUUUCGCAUUUCGUAUAAUGCGGGAGAGAACAGGACUCAAACCUGGAAUUUGAGGUUCGAGUUGCAGGAGUCUGGGGAGGAGGACGUACGAGAGGAAUAG
Penicillium chermesinum is the source of this 681-nucleotide messenger RNA. RefSeq lists its product as uncharacterized. The record is from RefSeq and is a predicted model, not a curated record. The transcript has 2 exons. Lineage: Eukaryota; Fungi; Ascomycota; Eurotiomycetes; Eurotiales; Aspergillaceae. Bases 1 to 681 code for a protein of 226 amino acids.